ACAGCAGCAGCAGGCUUUCGUUUAGCGGCUGUCUUCGAUCGGCUGCAGGAAAUUGGAGCUGCAGAAGCAGAGGCGACGGCUGCUACGAUUUUAAAUGGACUUGGGUUCGACACGGAUAUGCAAAAGAAGAAAGUCUCCGCGCUGAGUGGAGGCUGGAUUGUGCGAGUUUGUUUGGCUCGAGCGUUGUUUGCCGAUGCCGACGUGCUGCUGCUGGACGAACCCACAAAUCAUUUGGAUUUAAAAGCCAUUAACUGGUUAACAGCCUACUUAACGGGAGACAGCAAAACACUGGGCGGAGAGAAUGCGCUGAGGCUGGCAAAAGAUAAGAUCGUUAUUGUCGUCAGCCACUCCCGAGAUUUCCUUAACGAUGUGUGCACUGAUAUUAUCCACUUUACCAAUCAAAAGCUAAAUUACUACAAAGGCGACUUCGACACUUUCGAAAAUGUCCGAGCUGCACAGCAGCUGCAGCAGCAGCGUCAAAUCCAAUCGGUGGAAAUGAAGCAGAAACACAUGAAGGCUUUCAUAGACAAAUUCAGAUGCAACGCUAAGCGGGCCUCUCUGGUGCAGUCUCGCAUAAAGGCUUUAUCACGCUUGCCAAUGCUGGAACAAGUAGCAGAAGAUCCGUCUUUGCGAUUCAAAUUAAAGGAGCCAGAGCAGCUGUCGCCUCCUCUGCUGCAGCUGAUCGACGUCACGUUUAAGUACAAACGGCGGAGCGACAAGGAGCUAGACGCAGCAGAGACUCAAGGCAAUAACGACACGACCAGUGAUAAUAAUACUCUUGCAAACAAGCUAGUAGAAAGCGAAAACAACAACGCACAAACAAAAACGCAAAAGGCAAACGAUACUGGUGCCGGCGAUCUUCUCAUCGUCCAAGACUGCAACUUGAACAUCGAUAUGGAGUCGCGUAUUGCAAUAUGUGGGCUGAACGGCAGCGGCAAAAGUACUUUGUUGAAGUUGUUGGUAGGCCAAAACGAAUGCUGCGGCGGCCAAAUCCACCGCAGCGGGAAACUUCGGAUUGGAUACUUUACGCAGCAGCACAUCGACCAGCUCGAUUUGACUCUCAACGCUGUUCAGAGCCUCCAGAUCAGGUAUCCUGAGGCAAAUCUCUCUGAUGAGAACGCAAGAACGUAUUUAGGACAAUUUGGUAUUAGCAAUAUGCUGGCAUUGGAGCCGCUUUACAUCCUCUCGGGAGGCCAGAAGAGCCGCGUUGCAAUAGCCCUCAUGGCUUUCAAUAACCCACAUAUUCUUCUUCUUGAUGAACCCACAAACCACUUGGACUUAGAUGCCGUCCAGGCACUGAUUGCUGCCCUCAACGAAUACGCGGGUGGGGUUGUGGUGGUGAGCCACGAUAGCCACCUGCUCUCUUGCGUUGCAGAUGAAAUCUACACAUUAGACAAACAGACAAAGAGGCUUCUGAAGUUCCAUGGCGAUUUUAUGGAAUACAGAAAACAGUUGCUGAGAAAUGUCGUUCAUUAA
Messenger RNA from Eimeria maxima, 1476 nucleotides. RefSeq lists its product as hypothetical. The annotation marks the transcript as partial. The transcript has 8 exons. Gene Ontology annotation, molecular function: ATP hydrolysis activity; ATP binding. The record is from RefSeq and is a predicted model, not a curated record. NCBI's taxonomy places the organism in Eukaryota, Apicomplexa, Conoidasida, Eucoccidiorida, Eimeriidae.